AAAAAAGAGAAAAAUCCCUUUCCAUCUGCCUACCUGCCACAGGAUCGCCGGUUAUACACCUGCUCUUUGACGACCGAGAUACUUUCUAACAAUAAUAAUAUACUGUCAUUAAUAUCAGUGGAUACUGUGUAACAGGUAUGCACAGGUGUUGGAAGCUUUGGUUACAUCGUCCGAAGUGAAUCAGCAGCUAUUGCAGAACAGCUUAAUCUUCAAGCCACAGGAAGUCACUAUGUGGAAGCUCAUAUGGACCUGCACCUUGUGUUGUUUAAGCUGCAUUUUUGCAAUAGGCCAGCUGGAUAUUACUGCAGAGAAAGCUAAACGGAUUCCCACACGUAUGAACACAGAUAGGCGCUCACAAAGAUUGUUUCAAAUGUUUGCCGAAAAGCCUGGAGACCAAGAACACUUGCCGAGACGUAAACGUAAUGUUUUUCUGUCCAGUGGAGUACGCCUUUGCCAUCAAGAAACAGUGCAGCAAGCCAUCACUAACCACCUAAAAUACUACCAGCUCAGAGUGUGUCAGGAAGUUGUGUGGGAGGCCUUUAAAAUCUUCUUGGAGCGCCUCCCCCGUCAGCAAGAGUACCAGAGCUGGAUGAGCCAAUGCCAGACCGAGAGAGUCUCCAUACGGGAGAUUGGCACGCACUUUAGCCAAUUAGAGGAACACAUAGAACUUGUCUACAGAAGACUUGCACAGACGGGACUGAAAAGUAAGACACCUACAUACUCAGUAUGCAGACCAGAGGAUUCUUCCCAUGAGCCACCAGGUGAUGAGCUUCCAGCUGAGACUACUGCAUUGGUGACCACAACGGUUCCAGAUGAGGUCAUCUCUGAGAGUGAGAAGGAAGUUACUGCAGAAGCACCAUAUGUUGUCGUGACAAUGGCGCUGGAUACUGAGAUCACUAAUGAGAUUGAGCAGGAGGCAGCUGCUUUGCCUACACAUCCUCUGGUUGAACAGAGGGUGGAGCUGGCUUUGUUACUGUCUGGAGAACCAUGGAGUGAAGAGCUGUUCAACUCCACCAGCAGUGAGCAUCGCAGACUCACUCAGCAGAUUACAGAGAAGAUUUCUGCUGCUUUGGAGAAACUUACAGAAUUUAAGAGUGUGUCAGUAUUGAACAUCAGGCCAGAGGUGGAUUCCUCAAGUGGUGAUAAGGCAAUACUGGUGGAAUAUGUUGUAUCCCUCCGGACCAACAGUGAAGUAAUCAGUAGUGAGACGCUGGACUUCAUUAAUCUUCAAUCCAACAUGGUCGAGGGCACCUUUAGUUACUCAGAGGGGCCCACAGUCCAGUACACCAUUACUGACCUCCACCCUGACAUCACUGAGGCUCUGCAUGAGGAAACCCAUUCUACCGAGGAGUUACCAGACCCUGACCUCAAGGAUGACAUUUUAUCAGUAGAAAAACCAUCAGAGUUGCCUGGAGAAGUGGCAAAGGAGGUCUUUACAAUUAGUGACCAUUUGGAUACUACAAUGUCAAAAGAGGAAGAUAUGGGAGAGCUGGAUGUCAUACAUUUAGAUGAGACCACACAACCGCUUAUAGACUAUCCCAGCGUCAGUUUCUCAGAGGACAUUCAAGACAAGGACUCGGUGUUACAGUUUUCCCCUAGCCAGACUCCUGCUGUGGAAGAUGAAGCGGCUGGUCCUGCUAUCGAUGCCAAGCAAGACAGUGACAUCACAAUGGAUGACCUUGACCCUGCCUCUGGAUUUGGUAUAAUCGAAGAAAAUUGGGUAACUGUUCUUACUACUGAAGCUCAAGAGCCAGUUGGAGAUAUAGAAGUUGAUGAAGAGUUUUUGGUUAAUGUAGAUAUGCCACAGAAAGAGGACUAUGAAUUCUCCACAAUUACAACAGUGGUUGAACAGGACCAGAUCUUGCCUGAGAAAACCACAGAAUUGAUUACUGUUGAAGCUGGAGAAGAUGAAAACCUACAACGUGGUAGUGAUGCCCCGGCAAAGCCACCAGUCAAGGUGGCUGAGGCAGAAUCUACCUCACAACCUGAGGAAGACCUCAUAUUACCUGCAGAAGAAGAGAGGCAAAAGGAAGACAACAAGGAAGAAAUUGUUCUAACAGAAUCACAAAAUGAUGAGGAAACUGAAGCUGCUGUGGUCACGAAGGAGAAAUCAGAGGAGGCUGGAGAAGAGGAAGAAUAUGUUGACAGUACCACAAUGGCACAUGAGAACAAAGAUUUUGUACCAACAGAUGUUUCAGCUAUACAGCUUUCAAAGGAAGUUCUAAAACAGGAAGAGAUCCUAUUGGUCACCAUUAAACCAGCAAACCCAGUUUACUCAACAUCGCUUUCACCUGAAAUAGAACCACCCUUCUCCCUCUUCACCAUGAAGACCCCAGAAGAGGUGGAGUUUGAUUUAAAUUCAGAGGUCAUGACUACAUCUCUGGAUUUGAUUGAUUUCAGAGAGGACGAGGGUAGUGGUCUCUCUAGUGUCAUUCAGGGCGAUUCCAGCACUGCCUUGCCAACUAACCCUGGGCGGUAUUUGGUAGUGUUUUUCAGUCUUCGUGUAACUAACAUGAUUUUCUCUGAGGAUUUGUUCAAUAAGAGCUCUGCAGAGUACAAAGCCUUGGAGCAACGCUUCCUUGAACUGUUGGUACCAUAUCUGCAGUCAAACCUCAGUCACUUUGAGAACCUGGAGAUUUUGAACUUCAGAAAUGGAAGUAUUGUGGUGAAUAACCGUAUGAGGUUUGGGAAGCCUGUUCCACGUGAAGUCAAUGCCGCUGUCUACCUCAUUCUUGAGGACUUCUGCAACACAGCUUACCAGACCAUGAACCUCGCCAUUGACAAAUAUUCUUUGGAUGUCGAAUCAGGGGAACAUGCAGACCCAUGCAAGUUUCAGGCUUGUAAUGAGUUUUCAGAAUGUACAGUGAACCGCUGGUCAGGUGAGGCUGAAUGUGUGUGUAAUGCUGGUUACUUCAGUGUGGACGGACUACCCUGCCAGAGCAUCUGUGACCUUAAGCAUGACUUCUGCCAGAAUGAUGGGAAAUGUGAUGUCAUUCCCGGCCAAGGAGCCAUCUGCAGAUGCCGUGUGGGGGAAAACUGGUGGUACAGAGGGGAACAUUGUGAAGAAUAUGUUUCUGAGCCACUCGUGGUUGGCAUUGCUCUAGCAUCUGUUGCUGGGUUCCUGAUGGUGGCAUCAGGAGUAAUCUUCUUCUUAGCAAGAACUCUGAGAGACCAGUAUGACAGGGAUGAGAUGGAGGACCAAGUACGGGGAGAGGACAGGCCACCAUUUAUAGACACAGCCACUAAGUAUAACCCCAUGUUCGAGAGCGAUUUAACGACAGGCUACAGCCAUUACUACCAGCGGUACCCAGAGCCCCCAGUCCACAGCAGUGCCAGUGCGGAAGCAUCCACUGACUUCAGCAGUGAAGAGAUACGCCAUAUUUAUGAGAACAGCGAACUUACCAAGGAGGAGAUUCAAGAUCGCAUACGCAUCCUUGAACUCUACACGAGAGAUCGCCAGUUUGCAGAUUUUUUGCAGCAGCAUCAAAUAACAAUGGAUAAUCGAAGAGAAAGUUCCUCAACAUAGGACAUAUGUCCAAGAUCCUGCUGGGUGCAUGACAUUGAAGAAACUUGCCUUGUCUUUUGGGAAAUGACCUCUCAGUGAUUCCUGAGCAAAAGCCUCUCAUUUUCCUGUUAGAGACUUUGGCCAUCACAAAUAAAAAUGUUUAACAAUAGAUCUUUCUUAAAAUAAGCUAUUUUGUUGCUUUUAUUAUUAUAUUUGCCCUACUGUUAAAGACCAUUUCACUUUUUUCUUUAUUAGAACAAGAUCGCAGUCACAGACAAUGCCAUUGGUUGACAUUUUUGUUAGUGCCUUAUUCUUAUAGUUGUGGUCCAUCUCUCAGCCAAACAAUCUCAGCCAAACAAUCUGGUUUUCAGAGGAAAAUAUCCCUGAUGCAUUAUUCUUGAAAGUUACUUGAUUCACAGACCAUCAAUGUUCUAUUUAUUUUUUUAUUCUUUGAAACCUUUUAUUAGAUUAACUGCUUGUCAGAAAUUUCAAGACAAAAUAAACAGCUAAUUUUAAUGUUUAUUUUAUUAAAUAUCAAAAAUGUUUGAAAAUUAACUGAAAACGUACAAAACAAUAAAAAGUGGCCUCUAAUAUGUGAUAAGAAAGAAGAAAAAACACUGCAAAGUCCAAUGUUAUUUUGAAAAGUAGAUUUGUCUCUUUAAAUUUUUGUUUGAAGAUUGUGAGUAUUAACAGGGGUUACAGUUUUAUUAUGCAACAAUAAUGUAUAUUAUCAUUGUUUUAACUGCCCUUGUAACGGAGUGGCUCCUUUAAGCCAAAAUCUCUUUAAGGCAAGUCACUUCACUUGGCAGCCAUCUUCGGCAGCUGUUUUCUAUGUAGGCUACAGUGUGUAAUAGUCAUAUAAGUACAGUUCCUAUAUGCUUGAAUGAAGAAAGACCAAAAUCUUCAAACACGUUUGUUUCAGAAACAUAUUUCAAAUCAGCAAUAAAAUAUCAUAAAUCUUGCUUCUUAAGCUUAAAUCAUCGUUCAUAUGACAAAAAGGCUAGAUUUCGAUUCCUACUGCUAUUUAGUGUGGCAGCUUUUUUUCAGUGAGUUGUCUGUCACCACUUCUUUGCAAUAAUUGACAUUUGUAUGUAUUGUUUUACAUUAUUUAUUGUAUUUAAAUUUGUAUCAGUUGGUAUAGUUCAGUAACAAAUGAUAUUACUGUCAUCUUUUAAAUGCAUAAUUACUCAUGUGGGCAAAUGAUUUGACGACAAUUGUCAUAUUUGUGUGGUGGAUUAUGCCUUUAAGAAUUAAAUGUUGUUAUACUGAAGACUUUUAUUUACAAGUUUUAUUACAGGUACUAAGUCAUUGUUUACAGUCUAUGGUUUAUUGCCAUUUUGUCCCUGUGUGUUAAUUUAGUCUGAAGUGAUGUCUUUUCCUGAGUUGGUCUGCUGCUCUUUCACGUAUCACAGCUAAUUUAGGAGUACAGAGAGCUCACUACAAUUAGUCAAAGCUGAGAUUACGGCCCAGAUUACAGGGAUUUACUGUACCUGCAGUGCAGCCUAUGCUGUAAACAGGAAGAUGUGACUGUUUGUUUUUCUAUUAUACCAUGAACAUUUUUACUUGUAAAUGGCUCUAAUAUAUGUAUACACAGGGAGGUCUAUAGUUUUAGACAGACUGCAUAUGUGCAAUAGUAGGCUAUCAUGAGUGUUUGGAAGGCGUUUGGAUGAAAAUGAAAAGCUCUCCUGA
Molecule: messenger RNA, 5194 nt
Organism: Pimephales promelas (fathead minnow)
Lineage: Eukaryota; Metazoa; Chordata; Actinopteri; Cypriniformes; Leuciscidae
Gene: impg2a
Product: interphotoreceptor matrix proteoglycan 2a
Biological process (GO): visual perception
Molecular function (GO): hyaluronic acid binding; heparin binding
Source: RefSeq, a predicted model, not a curated record